Messenger RNA from Ogataea polymorpha, 3748 nucleotides. RefSeq lists its product as uncharacterized. Gene Ontology annotation, biological process: positive regulation of transcription by RNA polymerase II. The coding region runs from base 1 to 2361 and encodes 786 amino acids. Gene Ontology annotation, molecular function: DNA-binding transcription factor activity, RNA polymerase II-specific; transcription cis-regulatory region binding; zinc ion binding. The record is from RefSeq and is a predicted model, not a curated record. Gene Ontology annotation, cellular component: nucleus. The transcript has a single exon. Lineage: Eukaryota; Fungi; Ascomycota; Pichiomycetes; Pichiales; Pichiaceae.
AUGAGCGAGAGCCAGCGCAAGAAGAGACAGUACUCGCGCAAUGGCUGCAAGGAGUGCAAGCGACGGAAGCUCAAGUGCGACGAAGGCAAGCCCCAGUGCUGGAAUUGCGCACAUCUGCACAAGGAGUGUGUCUACGAACGUACCAUCAAAUUCACCAGCUCGCGCACUUUCACAAUCGAAUCGCAGAAUACCAGAUUAGUGAAUCUAGGCGAGACGUCUGGCGCCGCUUCUUCGUCGUUGGCAGCGCCCAGCGCCGGUGGUAGCAAGCCUGUGACGCCAGAGGGAGACAUGGCUCCGCUCACGUUUGCACAGCCGCCAGCGAUGGUGCAGAACCCGCCACUCGCGCCUGCUGUUGCCGAGGUCGACCGCCUCCCGUCGGUGGGGCCGCAUCUGCGGGGGAAACGGCGAGGAUCGUUCGAGCAGGAGAUGCGCCAGCAGCUCGCGUUCGAGCCACCUACACCCUUACACCAGUCCAAGGAGCUGGAUAACAAUCUAUUUACCGGGGCAAGCCACCUGAUUUCGGACCUGAACGACCUGAUCCAGAGCUUCAGUACCGACUUUGAGCAGCCCGAUCUCAGCCCGUCGUACAAUUUCUAUAUUAGGCGCCUAACAAACACGCUCGAGACAGACUUCGACCACAGCGAGUCGGCUGUCAAGUCUGUUGGCUCCGGGUCCAAGCUGUCAGCGUUUCCGCCGCCGAGCCCGACCGUUUUGAUGUCUGGUGUGCACGAGAGGUUUGACUUUCUCGCAUCGCUGAACAAUUCUAUAAGUUCGCAGGAUCUGAGCGAUCUGGCUGCGUAUUUCGGGUGGUCUUUUGAGUCGCCGCAUUUGAAUUAUCUCAACGUGCUCAUCACCAAACUUCAUCUCAACAUUCUACCCUUCACGACCAACCUGCUGCACAACUCGUUCAUCAAGUGUUUCCUGCUUGAAGCUAAAAGCUCGCCGCACUUGCUGUAUGCUUUAUUGGCCAUCUCUGCCCGGUACGAGAGCUACCAGCUGAAACCCAAGGACGGCAACGAGGACUCGCGGAAAAAACAGGAAUCGCACCAGAAACUGCGCUCGUAUUAUCUCUCGUCGUGCUUGAAGUCGCUGGACGCCAUUUUGCAUUCGAAACCAAAAAUCCUCAACAACAUCCAGUCGCUGCUGCUGACAAUUUUGAUUCUGGCCUCAGACUACUCUGCAUCCACAGGGUCGCAAUGGCGGGCCCAUCUGCGCGGGGCCAAAGACCUUCUGAUCAAAUAUUGCAAAUACAUGCCCAUUUCGCUGGAAUUGGGGAUCAUUUGGACGUGGUUCUACUCCAUGGAGACGCUGGCUGCGCUCACGUCCCCGAGCGGCGGCACAAUCCACGACUUCAAGGAGCUGACCGAGUUUCUCGACGUGAUGAAGAGCGGCGGCCCCGUGGGAGCCACCCUGGCAAAAUUUGGAUUCUACGCGGCAGGAAACUACCACGUCCCGGCCCCCGUGCACAACACGUUCAAUUUGUACCACGGCUACAACGACGACGUGCAGGAGCUUUUCAAAGAGAUCGUGCUAACGCUGGAGGCACGCCGCCAUUUUUCCCGCGAGACGAAGCUGAACGAGGACAUUGGCCGAUAUUUGAAUAAGGACGGCCAGGUGCUCAGCUCUCAGGUGCUCAAAAUGAUGGGGCUGGUGGAAAAAGCAAGGCUCUUCAAAUGCAUCGCAACAGGCCCACCAUACCGCAUUCCAAUAGACUCGCCAAACCAUCCUCUGAAUCUCAACGGCAUCCAUUAUAAUAACCCAGACGGGAAGGGCAUUGUCAUGUGCGCAUACAUGCACAAUACCAACCCGCUCACCUCUGAUCUUGACGACACGAAAAAUUGGUACAGCUGGCUCGACCUGAGCCAGCAGCUGUACACGGAUGCGUGCUAUUUGAAGAUUCUCACCAUGAAGCACUGUAUGGGUCGCAACGGACUGGCCAUCACCAACGAGCUUGUCCAGGACGUGGUGAAUCGCAUGCUAUUGGGUCUGGAGCCGCUGGUGAGGUUCAAAAAUAACCUGAAAGAGGAAGACAUUGCCCGACUGACAACGUACUAUUCAGAGCUCUCGGAUGUGACCGAGGCGACUGCCAGCAUGGAUUUCGAUCAGUACCUGUAUUACCAAUUCGACCACCGGCUGAUCAUGGUCCAAUGGCCGCUGUUUGUGUGUGGACUCUGCAGCGUGCUGCCGCAGCAAAAGUGUAUAAUAGAGUGCUGUUUCAAGGCCCUGAUGGAUCUCGGAGUCGGCUCGGGCGAAAUCUCGCUCAUGAAGCUAAAACGGCUGUGGAAACUGGAGAAGGGGGGUUUCGAUUAUGAGAACUGCGAUAUUUUUGGCGGCGACAACGACUCGGUUCCGUUCGUGUAGAUAGUAAAUAAUAUACUAUUAGUCCACCUGUUCGCCUACUCUGGCUUGGUCCUUGGUAUUGAGCCAGUACCGCUUCUCCUCUAAAUGUGAGUCGUACUCAGACUCCCUGUUGAUUCUGUCCAGUAUUUCCUGCUCCUCAUCGGUUGUCAUGUUCUGCAAGUCGGGAGGAAUCUCCUGCAUUUCGACAGACGGCGCUCCACGGAGGUAGCGCAGGUUUUCAAGCAAUUCGUUUCGCAGGUUUUCCAGGUAUUUUUUCGAAUUUUUGUUGUCGUAGCGGUCGCCCAAGUUGGGAUGCAAAGAGUAAUCUGGCUGGAAAAAAGUGCGGAAGGGUAGCACCUCCGGCAGCCGCGAGUUCAGCUUCACGUUGGUCAAGACGCCUGUCUCAUAGCACCACAGCCGGCUCACGUUUCGCGGCGUAUAACCUCCUCCGCCCAAAACGAGCAUCGGAAUGCCAAAACUCUUGAUAAACUUGACACACUCGCCGUGCGCUCUGAUGUUGAGAUUGAAGCUUCCAAGACGAUCACAGCCAAGCGAGUCGGCCCCGCACUGCUGCACAAUGGCUGUUGGUCGGAAAUUCGUUAUCACCGGCUCCAUGAUCGACUUGAACAGCGAAAUAUACGACUCGUCGUCGAUUCCGUCGUGCAACGGCACGUUCAGCGCAAAAUGCUUUCCAUUGCCCAAACCAACCUCAUCGUAGUUGCCUGUGCCGGGGAAAAACUCGCCAUCGUACUUGUGGAAGGAAACCGUCAUCACACGGUCCGUAAGGUAAAAUGCUUCCUGGACACCAUCUCCAUGGUGCAAAUCAAUAUCGAUGUACAGCACACGCGGGUGCACUCUUAGCAGGUUCAAAAUUGAAAGCACGAUGUCAUUCACGUAGCAAAAGCCACUAGGCUCGUGUUUUUUUGCGUGAUGCAGGCCGCCAGACCAGUUGAUGGCGAUGUCGCUCAUUCCGGCAAUAAGCUUGCGCGACGCGUCGAGCGACGCUCCCGCAUAUAUUUGCGAAUAGUCGUACAUACCAUCAAACACAGGACAGUCGUCUCCGAUGUUGAACUGGCGCAAAAGUUGGGCGUACUUCUUGGCGUUGUCGGGGGUCACCGACUCGAGAAACUUGAUAUAGUCCUCGGAAUGGAACUCUAGGAGCUCUUCCUUGGUCGCCCGUCGCGGCUGAUAAAUAUCCAUUUGCUCGUACAGCUUGUACGCUAUCACCAAAUGGUCCGUCAGCAUCAGACGAAACGGCUUCAUGGGGUGUCUGACUCCGUAGUGGUAUUUAGAAACGUCUGGGUUGUAAUGGUACGAGACGUUUGGAUUAUACCCGCCAUUUUUGAACGUGUUGACAAUCGGCUCGUAGAACGGCGUCUUCUGAUUGGCGCGCCGAUCCAGUGAGAUC